UGAGUGGUGAGAUAAGAUUAGAUCUUUCCACCGCCGCCGCAGUCGACUUCUCUUUCACACAAGAGCGAAAACACCAUGUCAUCAAGACAGGAAAUAGUCGUCUUGAUGGCGGCACAUCACAUCUCCCUCGCCAAAGCUGCUUUUGGGGCAUCUCUGUUUCGGCCGGAUGUCACCAAAGUAACGCGCGAUGACUUGACCAAAUUUCAUGAAGCCUUCGAGGCUACCCUCGCUCACUGUUCGAGGCAAAAUAUACAGACUUGCAAGGAAUGGCUUCUUGAAAACGUGACUGGGUCUUCAACAAGAACCACCGCUCUUGGAAAAUUCCUGGCCACUGUCUCCAAACAUAUCGUGACGCCUGCAACUGAAACAGCGAAGCCGAGCUCUCGACGACAGCGCCUGCAUAUCCUCUACCUGCUCAACGACCUCUUACACCAUGCCAAAUUUCAUGCCUCCGAACGGUCCUUCGAGACCAGUCUGACGCAGUCUCUGCAACCUUUCCUCCGGGAACUGGUCCAGCUCGCUGCUGAAGACGCGAAGCCAAGAGUAUCAAGACGUCUGCGCGAUGUGGUCCAGAUCUGGGAGGAAGCACAAUACUUUGAAGGAGAUGUACUUGCUCAGCUACUUGAUCCUUUGGACAAUGUAGCUACGCAAGCACCGCAGAAGCCUUCAGUUCAGAGCCCAUCCAAGCCUACCACGAAAGAGCUGCCAUAUAUUCUGCCUGCCCUCCAUGGUGAUCCGUCGUCACCUUUCUACGAUCUCCCGGCGGGGAAUCUCAUGCCUCUUAUCGUCCCCAACAGUCUCCAAUCAAUCCGACCUGAAGAAAUACGUCCUUUGCAAUUAUCCUCAGGCCCAGCAGACGAGGGUCUUGUCAAUGCAUUGAAGGAUUUCUUGCAUGAUGUCAAGGGCCUAGACAACACUUUUGCCUACCUCGAGGACAAGGGUAUGAAUCCGGAAGUCGAUGAGAUGGGUCAAAUAUCAUAUCGUGACGAGGCUGGGGACUUGAUCGGCGAUACAUAUUAUGGAUGGUCGCGGUCAUUCUGUGCCAAGAUGAAGAGACGCGAUGGAUCUAGAAGUGACGGCUCUCCUCGACGGACUCGUUCGAGAAGUACAAGCCGGAGCCGGAGUCGUGGAGGGUACAAGCGACGACGGUACAGCGAUUCCCUUGAUGACGGGUCAUCACGAUCUUACAGUAGAUCGCCGUCCAGACGGACAUACAAUGACAGCCGAAGACGUGGGAGCAGAAGUAGAAGUCUAGAUGACACUUCUGCUGCUCACAAUGAAUCCGAUCUUGCUUCUUCUGCCGACAGUCGCCGACUAUACAUCGGAAAUCUUCCUUACGCGGCUACUGAGGCGGAGGUGAAGCAGUUCUUCUCGGGCUACGACGUCGAAUCAAUAGCUCUGCCCAUCAAUCCUCGCACCAAUCGUGCCGCCGGCUAUGCUUUCGUCACUAUGAGGACUGCGGAUGGGGCGAGAAAGGCCAUGCAGAACCUCUCCGGUAGGGACAUUUUGCAGCGCAAGGUGUCUGUUCAACUUGCUCGCAUGCCUGAUGCAAUUGCUACUGAUAACGGCGGUCCGAGGUCGAGGUCACGCUCAUACUCGCCAGACAAUGGUGGUCCCAAUGCUCUACCUCCAUUGAACAGCGCCGCUCCCCUUCCUCCACCUCCAGCAGGUCACAGUCUACCGCCAAGACCACCGUCAUUACUGCCAGGAGGCGUCCCUGUCCCACCACCACACUGGCAGGGCCCUUGGCCACCACCUCCUCCACCUCCUCCUUCAUACUAUCCAGGCAAUCCAUCCUCCAACAACAUACCGUUCCCUCCACCACCGUUGCCAAACUUUCCACCUCAUUCCGGUGCGUGGCCUCCAUACCAACAAAUGCCGCAAUCUCCUUAUCAGCAGGGAAAGCCUGACGGCUAUGGAAGGCAACGUUAGUGUUGGUGGAGACAACUGUCGUCAUACCAUGAAAGCCUGAGUGCCUUUGGAAAUGGGCCACCAAAAGCAGAAACAGGUGCUUCGUCGUGUGCUACAAUACCGUGAGCUUCCUUCAUUCGUGUGCAAUCAUGUAGGAAAGAGAGUGAAGCAGAUGGAAGCUAAGGGGAUGGACCGUCGCCGACGCUCCUAGAGACCUUUAAGCCAGGUGGGACAGGGCGUCGAGGAUGUUGUGCGGAAAAGUUUUCCUAUUCUGUGGUUACGCCCACCCAAGCAGGACCAAAUUGAUGAUUCACCACGAGCUUGUCUCGGGAGGACUCUGCAGGUGCUAUACUAGACAGUGGUCGACCCUUUCCGAGGAUACACUUAUCCGUAGGCGUGCAAGACAUUUGCAAGCCGCACCACCUCCGUACAGCAUGGGUCAUCACGCGAUGGUUUGGCCUGAAGGGUGCAUCGAAAAAGUGGUGGUCCUACCUGGAUUGUCAAAUUCUUCCCACUGUCGUGAUUGAGAAGCUGGAAUUGUACUUCUCGGUCUUCUUAUCGACAGGCAUUGGACACCCGUCACCAGGGCUAGGGAUGAAUGAUUCAUUGUUCAACCACUCAACCCCACUGUGUAUUGUACUGCUAUACUCGUACGGGGUGUUGUUGCAAAGAGAUAUACCACAGUACUGUGUAUGUGGCCAGCAAUUGACAUCACGCCCCCACGGGGACGAUUGGGCGAGAUGAUCACGGAUGAUGCAGAAUUAUGAGAAUCCCAUGUUGUCACCAAGAUUUCACGAUCUUCUGCGGAUGGCGUUCUUGGCGCUCUUGGCAGACGCAAGGCUGUGGCGGUGGCUUCGGCAAACGAAUAAGGUUAAGCUUGAAUCAAAGCUGGUCCGACGUCAUUCAUCCCUUUGCUCCGAUGCACAGGACCAUUGCCUGCCCUGCUGCCGUCUGCGCUCAAGCUUCAGCCAACCCCCCCC
This is a messenger RNA of Exophiala xenobiotica, 2891 nucleotides long. RefSeq lists its product as uncharacterized. Gene Ontology annotation, molecular function: RNA binding. The record is from RefSeq and is a predicted model, not a curated record. The transcript is spliced from 3 exons. Lineage: Eukaryota; Fungi; Ascomycota; Eurotiomycetes; Chaetothyriales; Herpotrichiellaceae. Gene Ontology annotation, biological process: intracellular calcium ion homeostasis. Gene Ontology annotation, cellular component: perinuclear region of cytoplasm. The coding region runs from base 76 to 1932 and encodes 618 amino acids.